Molecule: messenger RNA, 1862 nt
Organism: Solea senegalensis (Senegalese sole)
Lineage: Eukaryota; Metazoa; Chordata; Actinopteri; Pleuronectiformes; Soleidae
Product: mitochondrial fission factor
Exons: 7
Coding region: 240-1121 (293 amino acids)
Biological process (GO): positive regulation of mitochondrial fission
Cellular component (GO): mitochondrial outer membrane; peroxisome
Source: RefSeq, a predicted model, not a curated record
CCUCCACAGGAGAGUUCAGAUCGCCAGUCCAUAGUUUUUGAAUUUUCUAGAUGUCACAAAUGGGACGCAAACAGGAUGGUAACAGAAGGGUUAAAUUCCGUUAAUAAUAGUUGUGUUCACACCAAACCAGUGUCACUUUUUUUUUAUUGUAGAGGGGAGUUAAUCACAAAAAUGGCCUCGUAUUAAUUUGCAUGAUGUGUUUUCACAUGGCGAUUUAAUGCAAUUUGUACUUAGGAAAAAUGUCCCAAGACCUGAUUUGUGAUCCGAUUUUCAUGGAGAUCAUCAAUAAGAACAUGCGUGUUCCUGAUCACCUGAGUGUCAGCACAAGGCAGCAGUGGCAGAGGGAGGAAGGAGAGCAGCCCCCACCAGUUUAUUCCAUGCAGGUCCCUGAAAGGCUGACAUACACAGAAGCCCCUGAUAUGAGCCCCAGGCCUCUGUUUAGCCCGUCCAAGCCGAUGAUCUGUGGUCCCAUGGGUCUGGAACCGUGCUGGGAGAGUCCAUCUGGAGAAGUCUUCUACAAAGAAGCACUGCAGAGUCCCAUACGCAGAUCUUACAGUGACCAAAGCUUUGGCAGGACGCCACCUGGCACACCGACCAAGAAGAAACAGGCACUGACCAGACACCCAUCAAGCUCUCGAGGUUCGGGUCAUCACAUACGCGAGCACAGCGCCGCGUCCCUUACCGCUCAGACCACCAGCCCUCAGAUCCCGGCUCAGUCUUCCCCCGCCUCCCCCCUCAGCUCCCUGUCGUCACACCCCUUGGUGCAGGCUGCCAAGCAGCUGGGCCGACAAGCUUCGCAGCGCCUCCUGCAGACGGUCACGCAGAAAUACAGAUUUAGCAGCCAAGAGAGGCCGCCACCAGCGCGGGUCACGCCGGAGAUUCCUGCUUCAGCACACGUGGAGCACGGCGAGAACAGGGCGAUGGAUACCUGGAGCCCAGAAGAGGAGGGAGGAGCUGCAGCUGUUGAGUUCAUCAUCCUGCGGAGACAGGUGAUGAAAAUGAGCCGCAGGCUGGCGGCGCUGGAGCGGCACAACUCUGAACACAGGAGCACUGAAGUCAUCCUCUUCUCCUUGUUGUUCUCUGCGUGUCUGCUCAACGCCUGGCUGUGGAUCCGCAGAUAACACACAACACACGCCGGUGAACCGCUGUCAACGUCCUGUAGCUCUGACCACUGACAGUAGGUACUCACUGUUACCCACAAUCCUCCUGGUGAUUUGGCCAUGAAAAGUAACAGUCCAGUUUUAGCUGAAAUGAUUUUCAUUUGGCAGGAAUUGAAGAUAAAAUCAUUAUAUUUCAAUUUGUAUUAGUGUUCAAUCAAUGAAAUGUUGUUUUUCCUUACUCCUCUUUACUACGUUUGAGUUUUGAAGUUAAAUGAAGGCUACGUUACACAUUUGGAUGUGAGGGAUAUUCAAGUCCAACUCUCGUAUAUGCAUGUCCACUCAACUCAACGAUAACAAUAAGAAUCAGAGCACUGAAUUAUGCACUGAAGUUGUGUGGCUGUGUAAAGUGAGUUCAGUUUGGAGCAAAUGAUGCUCAGCUCCUUCCAGACACUAAAGUCAUUUUUUUUUUUUUUACAUUAUUUAUUCGAGGUGAACUGUUACAGGUUUUGUGAGGUUUAUCACACUGUUUAAAAUGUACAUUAAGAAUUCAGUGACAGUGAUUGAUGAUUUGUAUUAUAAUCAAUAUAAUACAAUGCACAUACAGUGUUUUUCUGACUGCAUGCACUUUUGAUCGCUGCAUUAAAGCGCCCUCUUGUGUGAGGUGUUUAAUGUGGACAUUAAAGAUAAAGAAUAUUUUCUCCCAAAGUUAUAGAAUUGUAUGUAAAUGUGUGUAACUAUGUUUAUAAAAUAAAAGUAGGCGAU